Molecule: messenger RNA, 1500 nt
Organism: Drosophila mauritiana
Lineage: Eukaryota; Metazoa; Arthropoda; Insecta; Diptera; Drosophilidae
Product: extensin-3
Exons: 2
Coding region: 57-1355 (432 amino acids)
Source: RefSeq, a predicted model, not a curated record
CAGAAAAGGCACAGUCACAACUCUACCUUCGAGGUGUUGAAUUGGAUCUGAGCAAAAUGAAAUUCCUGAUCGCUUUUGCCCUGGUGGCCGUGGCCAGCGCAGAUGUUUCUCAUCUGUUCUCGCACAGCAACAACCUGCAGGAGGAUGGAUACCACUAUGCCCCACCACGCGCUCCGGUCGUCAUCGACGUGCCCUAUGUGCCCCACGAGUCUGCUCCACCAGUAGUGGUCUACGAGGCCCCCAAGCCCAGGCCCACACCCCCUCGCCCCGUCUACACCCCUCCAGUGGUCAUCCACUCCGAGCCCGCUGGUGUCCUCAAGGACGAUGGUUACCACUACGGCCAGCCCUCCGUGAAAUUCGAGGUCUCUGCUCCUCCACCACCAAAGGUUGAGUAUCUGCCUCCUCCGACCAAGAAGGUGGUUAUCGCCCCUCCCCCAGUGUAUGUGCCACCCCCAACGAAGAAGGUUGUCUACACCCCACCUCCACCACCACCAACCAAGAAGGUCGUAGUCUACACCCCACCCCCACCACCACCAACCAAGAAGGUCGUAGUCUACACCCCACCCCCACCACCACCACCGAAGAAGGUCGUGUACACCCCACCCCCAACUGGCAUCCUGAAGGACGAUGGCUACCACUAUGGUCAGCCCUCCGUGAAAUUCGAGGUCUCUGCUCCUCCACCACCAAAGGUUGAGUACCUGCCUCCUCCGACCAAGAAGGUGGUUAUCGCUCCUCCCCCAGUGUAUGUGCCACCCCCAACCAAGAAGGUUGUCUACACCCCACCCCCACCACCACCAACCAAGAAGGUCGUAGUCUACACCCCACCCCCACCACCACCACCGAAGAAGGUCGUAGUCUACACCCCACCCCCACCACCACCACCGAAGAAGGUCGUAGUCUACACCCCACCCCCACCACCACCACCGAAGAAGGUCGUGUACACCCCACCCCCAACUGGCAUCCUGAAGGACGAUGGCUACCACUACGGCCAGCCGUCCGUGAAAUUCGAGGUGUCCGCUCCUGCCCCACCGAAGGUUGAGUACCUGCCACCCCCACCCACGAAGAAGGUGUACGUCGCUCCCCCAGUCUACGUGCCACCACCCACGAAGAAGGUGUACGUCGCUCCCCCAGUCUACGUGCCACCACCCACCAAGAAGGUCGUUGUGUUCACCCCACCUCCACCACCACCACCAGUGUACAUCCCUCCCCCAACCAAGAAGGUCGUUGUCUACACCCCACCCCCACCACCACCACCGACCAAGAAGGUGUACGUGACCCCCAAGGUCGAGUACCUGCCCCCCGUCCAGAAGGGAUACAGCUACCCCAACGACCCCCAGCCCGCGUUCAACUUCUAGGCUCUCGAAGCUCGUUGUAAAUACACAGAUUAAGUAUUAGCCAUAUUUUUGAACGAAUUGUGAAUGAGUGUCUUGGCCUUUCCCUAUCGCAGGAAAGCCGAGUCCACUUGAUAUAACCGUGAAAAUAAAAAUCAUUCGAUUUUAA